This is a messenger RNA of Hevea brasiliensis (rubber tree), 1763 nucleotides long. RefSeq lists its product as uncharacterized. The transcript is spliced from 3 exons. The record is from RefSeq and is a predicted model, not a curated record. Gene Ontology annotation, molecular function: zinc ion binding; nucleic acid binding. Bases 119 to 1501 code for a protein of 460 amino acids. Lineage: Eukaryota; Viridiplantae; Streptophyta; Magnoliopsida; Malpighiales; Euphorbiaceae.
GUACCAUAAUCCAUUAUUUUUGGUCUGUUUUCUUUCGGUUUUCAGGGUUACAUGCAGCCCUAUGCUCCCGGACUCGUGUACUCGAACUUUUUAACCCAAGUACUACUCACGCCCAUUUAUGAUUUUACCAUCUCCCGAACAGCCUCCUUUCUCCCUAUCUCAAUUUCAUCACUGCUCCAUGGAAUUCAAAUUUCGAGCUGUAGACGGCAGAUCGCCUGCGCAGUUACCUUCGUCAUCGACUAUUGGAUUCUUCUCUGCACAAGCAUUUGGAGCAAACUAUCCAAACAUUGAUCCGAGACUAAGCCCCGAGUUAAUGCGAAACAAAACACUCCAGCGCGAGAUCGAGAAGGAGCGUAUCAGAGAAGAGAUAAUCGCAAAGGAAAUCGCUUGGCGUGUUCUCCAAGCCGAGGUCAGGAGAGAGCUGAUGAUGGAGAGAGAAAUGGCAAUGCGAGUAGGAGACGGAGAAGGAGGAGGCUCGACUUUUGGGGAAAGACCGACAAUGCGGCUUGAACCCAGACCUUGGUUCCCUUUCAUGAAUCAAUUUGACAAUCGCCGGCUCGAAGAGCUUUCAGCAUUUCAUGGUCGUGGCGUGUUUGAUUGGUGGCUGCAGUCACCAAGGGUAUCAGAAGCUUUGGUGGCGCCUGUUGUUAAGCCUGCAUUAGAAGAUAAUAAGGAUAAACUAAUAGUACUGGCUAAGCCUGAUCCAAAUCAUUGUGGAGCAAAGCGGAAGGCUGCAACACCACCUGAAGGAGGUGCUGCUGGGCUCCCAUAUGCUGGUUUAAAGAAGAAACUCAAGGAAGAUUGGAGCUGCGCCCUAUGUCAGGUUAGCGCUACAAGUGAAAGAGGUUUGAUUGAACAUCUCCGAGGCAAGAAGCACAAGGCUAAGGAAGCUAGAUUGAGAGCAAAUAAGAUGGCCAAAAACCCAAGAUCUAUGCCAUUGCCAAAGAACUCUACAAAGCCAGCUAAGCUUGCUACCUGUACAGCAAGCUUAAAACUAGAGGCAAAAGUUGAAGUGGAAUCACUUCAAGUUGAGGAAAGUAAUAAUGACGUAGACGAGAAAACAGGGAAUAAACAAGAUCCAGUGAACCAAAAUGACAAGUUACAAUUGCUGAAAAAUGUGCAUGAAAAAAUCUUGAAGAAAAAUGGAGCAGCAAAAUUGCAGAGAAAGGAUAGGAAAGCAGAACUUAGGAAGGCAAAAAAAUUUAAGUUCUGGUGUGAAAUGUGUCAGAUUGGUGCUUACUCUGCGGUGGUGAUGGAGGCUCAUAGAAAAGGGAAGAAACAUCAAGGCAGGCUGGCAGAACUUAAUCAAAACAGCGAAGCUGUGUCAACGAUCACCACAAUGGAUGCUAAAGCUGGUGAGAAGGCAAAAGGUACAGAAAAAGAAAAUGAGAAGAUGACGGAAAGUGUCAAUGAUAAUGAGAAAAUAACAGAAACUGUUGCAGACAAUGAGAAGAUACUGGAAAAUGUGAUUGCAGAUGCAGAAACUGUUUGUAGACCAUGAGAAGAUGACAGAAAGUGUGGUUGCAAUGGAGAUGGAUCAGUUCAAUCUUCAAUUUCAAGUUAACGAUCAAAGUUAAACCGCUUUCAGAAGGUAUCCUUUAAGAGUACAUAGACUUGGAAGUUCAAGGUUAGCUUUUUCAGUUGCCUGUAUUUUAAGUGAAUUAAACCCUUGUGUUUUGAUUGGUGAAUUUCAUGAAAUUCGCCAGCAAACAAUUGACGUUUGGCCCUGGAAAUCGGACGUUUCAUGAUCAAAAUUAUUAUUA